AUGCUCUUGACUCCACUCAGAUCCAUCCUGGGGACCAGUGCAGGAGCGGUCCUCGCAGCACCCAACCUCUGCCCCGGCUCCCGCUUCUUCUUUGCCACUGGGCCUAGGCCCAGGAGCCACUACGGGCGACACGGAGCCACCAGUGCUGGAGGGGGAGCCGUGGGCGCGGGGCAGCGUGGGGGCAGAGGCCCCAGGACGCCCGCCCGGCCCCAGGCCCCGCUCCGCCCGGGCGCCCCCACGGGUGCCCCCCCCUUCCUGGUCUGA
Pipistrellus nathusii (Nathusius's pipistrelle) is the source of this 264-nucleotide messenger RNA. NCBI's taxonomy places the organism in Eukaryota, Metazoa, Chordata, Mammalia, Chiroptera, Vespertilionidae. The record is from the annotation of a GenBank genome assembly.